Molecule: messenger RNA, 2417 nt
Organism: Pongo pygmaeus (Bornean orangutan)
Lineage: Eukaryota; Metazoa; Chordata; Mammalia; Primates; Hominidae
Gene: IL17RC
Product: interleukin 17 receptor C
Exons: 19
Coding region: 239-2389 (716 amino acids)
Molecular function (GO): interleukin-17 receptor activity
Source: RefSeq, a predicted model, not a curated record
AGCCGGCUGCCUGCCGGGAGCCAAAACGAAAGCACUCCGUACUGGAAGUAGGAGGAGAGUCGGGACUCCCAGGACAGGGAGUGCACAAACUAUCCAGCACAGCCCCCUCCGCCCCCUUUGGAGGCUGAAGAGGGAUUCCAGCCUCUGCCACCCACAGACAGGGGCUGACUGGGGUGUCUGCCCCCCUUGGGGGGGCAGCACAGGGCCUCAGGCCUGGGUGCCGCCUGGCACCUAGAAGAUGCCUGUGCCCUGGUUCUUGCUGUCCUUGGCACUGGGCCGAAGCCCAGUGGUCCUUUCUCUGGAGAGGCUUGUGGGGCCUCAGGACGCUACCCACUGCUCUCCGGGCCUCUCCUGCCACCUCUGGGACAGUGACAUACUCUGCCUGCCUGGGGACAUCAUGCCUGCUCCGGGCCCCGUGCUGGCGCCUACACAUCUGCAGACAGAGCUGGUGCUGAGGUGCCACAAGGAGACCGACUGUGACCUCUGUGUGCGUGUGGCUGUCCACUUGGCCGUGCAUGGGCACUGGGAAGAGCCUGAAGAUGAGGAAAAGUUUGGAGGAGCAGCUGACCCAGGGGUGGAAGAGCCUAGGAAUGCCUCUCUCCAGGCCCAAGUCGUGCUCUCCUUCCAGGCCUACCCUACUGCCCGCUGUGUCCUGCUGGAGGUGCAAGUGCCUGCUGCCCUUGUGCAGUUUGGUCAGUCUGUGGGCUCUGUGGUAUAUGACUGCUUCGAGGCUGCCCUAGGGAGUGAGGUACGAAUCUGGUCCUAUACUCAGCCCAGGUACGAGAAGGAACUCAACCUCACACAGCAGCUGCCUGACUGCAGGGGGCUGGAAGUCCGGAACAGCAUCCCGAGCUGCUGGGCCCUGCCCUGGCUCAACGUGUCAGCAGAUGGUGACAACGUGCAUCUUGUUCUGAAUGUCUCUGAGGAGCAGCACUUCGGCCUCUCCCUGUACUGGAAUCAGGUCCAGGGCCCCCCAAAACCCCGGUGGCACAAAAACCUGACUGGACCGCAGAUCAUUACCUUGAACCACACAGACCUGGUUCCCUGCCUCUGUAUUCAGGUGUGGCCUCUGGAACCUGACUCCGUUAGGACGAACAUCUGCCCCUUCAGGGAGGACCCCCGCGCACACCGGAACCUCUGGCGAGCCGCCCGCCUGCGACUGCUGACCCUGCAGAGCUGGCUGCUGGACGCACCGUGCUCGCUGCCCGCAGAAGCGGCACUGUGCUGGCGGGCUCCGGGUGGGGACCCCUGCCAGCCACUGGUCCCACCGCUUUCCUGGGAGAAUGUCACUGUGGAUAAGGUUCUCGAGUUCCCAUUGCUGAAAGGCCACCCUAACCUCUGUGUUCAGGUGAACAGCUGGGAGAAGCUGCAGCUGCAGGAGUGCUUGUGGGCUGACUCCCUGGGGCCUCUCAAAGACGAUGUGCUACUGUUGGAGACACGAGGCCCCCAGGACAACAGAUCCCUUUGUGCCUUGGAACCCAGUGGCUGUACUUCACUACCCAGCAAAGCCUCCACGAGGGCAGCUCGCCUUGGAGAGUACUUACUACAAGACCUGCAGUCAGGCCAGUGUCUGCAGCUAUGGGAUGAUGACUUGGGAGCGCUAUGGGCCUGCCCCAUGGACAAAUACAUCCACAAGCGCUGGGCCCUCGUGUGGCUGGCCUGCCUACUCUUUGCCGCUGCGCUUUCCCUCAUCCUCCUUCUCAAAAAGGAUCACGCGAAAGGGUGGCUGAGGCUCUUGAAACAGGACGUCCGGUCGGGGGCGGCCGCCAGAAGCCGCGCGGCUCUGCUCCUCUACUCAGCCGAUGACUCGGGCUUCGAGCGCCUGGUUGGCGCCCUGGCGUCGGCGCUGUGCCAGCUGCCGCUGCGCGUAGCCGUAGACCUGUGGAGCCGUCGUGAACUGAGCGCGCAGGGGCCCGUGGCUUGGUUCCACGCGCAGCGGCGCCAGACCCUGCAGGAGGGCGGCGUGGUGGUCUUGCUCUUCUCGCCCGGUGCGGUGGCGCUGUGCAGCGAGUGGCUACAGGACGGGGUGUCCGCGCCCGGGGCGCACGGCCCGCACGACGCCUUCCGCGCCUCGCUCAGCUGCGUGCUGCCCGACUUCUUGCAGGGCCGUGCGCCCGGCAGCUACGUGGGGGCCUGCUUCGACAGGCUGCUCCACCCGGACGCCGUACCCGCCCUUUUCCGCACCGUGCCCGUCUUCACACUGCCCUCCCAACUGCCGGACUUCCUGGGGGCCCUGCAGCAGCCCCGCGCCGCGCGUUCCGGGCGGCUCCAAGAGAGGGCGGAGCAAGUGUCCCGGGCCCUUCAGCCAGCCCUGGAUAGCUACUUCCAUCCCCCGGGGACUCCCGCGCCGGGACGUGGGGUGGGACCUGGGGCGGGGGACGGGACUUAAAUAAAGGCAGACGCUGUUUUUCUACCCA